Molecule: messenger RNA, 438 nt
Organism: Saprolegnia parasitica CBS 223.65
Lineage: Eukaryota; Oomycota; Saprolegniomycetes; Saprolegniales; Saprolegniaceae
Exons: 1
Coding region: 48-395 (115 amino acids)
Source: RefSeq, a predicted model, not a curated record
GCGCCGUCUUGGAUCCACUUCCUUCACAACGAGACGACAGAAGCCCAAUGGAGAUGCGAGGAAAGCCCACGACGACGACGACGAAGAUGAUGCUGCUGCUACAGGCGCUCGCGCUCGUCUGCGCGCAGACGGUCACCGAGCAUGACGGGCUGCUCCAAGACACGAAUGCGAUGAACGUGGCCAAGGCCGAGCAGGCGGCGCGCGACGCGGUCCGCGACGAGGAGAACGUCUCGCUGCUAUUGGGGUCCGGCGUCAUCGUUGUCGCUGGCGUCGGGAUGCUCGGCAUCAUCGCGUACAUCGUGUACACGCAGCACAAGCGCAACGUUGCACGCGACGAAGACAACCAGCUCAUGAAGUCGCUCCUCGACAGCGAAAUGGACUACGCAGCCAUGUAGAAGCUGCUUACAGCAAUAGAGUCCGCGUCUUCGUGUAUCGACG